GAGGAUAACGAGAUCUUUAGAUCAACGAGUGACCGCCUCGCAAUAUGACACAAGAAGGAGAGGCAGCAGGGAUACUAUCAGAGGUUGAAGAUGGGGUUGUUGAUGAACUAGAAGAAGGAGAAUAUGUAGAAGGAGAGGAUGAGGAGCUGAAUGCUACAUGCGAAGCAGAACCCCGGACAAGAGUAACAUUUUCUCAUAAGGACCUGCAUGCAGAGCAAUGGGAUGACAGCGCACUGAUCGAAGCAUGGGACGCCGCAGUUAGAGAAUAUCAAAUGUAUCAUAGCGACCAGCCACCAAUAGGCGGGAAAAAAAAGCGGAAAAGACCCCCACAACAGUACCAACAAGCGAAUCCGAGAUCAAUGACGGGACCCGACGUGAUGGAAGUUGAUGAUACCCAACAACAGAAUGAUGUGGCGGAGAUAGAAAGGGAAUCAGCCGGUCAAAAUCAUGAAACUGUAGACAAUGAUUCCACCACAACUCAAGAUUACGUCGAGACACAGAGAACGUCUCGAUUGGAAGACCAGACUAGUUAUCAAAAUGCAGGGGUGAAUAGCGAUGGCGUAGACUACCCACCUGGACAAUGUGCCUCUUGUGGAGUUCCGACCGAGAUGCCAACCGCACUUCCUGAAGACGAGGAUCUGGCGAACGUGAUGAUGGCUUGGUACUAUGCUGGGUAUUACAGCGGGAUUUACGCAGCGAAGCAGAAGCAACGGAAUCAAUAAUAGUUCAUACAUUCACGCAUCAUUAUUUGGGAGAAUGGUCCCACCUGUAUAUUUAUUACAAUGAGCACUUGGUUAAAGCGGCUGGAACCUGGAUCUAAUCGAUUACACAUGCUCGGCG
Molecule: messenger RNA, 840 nt
Organism: Spizellomyces punctatus DAOM BR117
Lineage: Eukaryota; Fungi; Chytridiomycota; Chytridiomycetes; Spizellomycetales; Spizellomycetaceae
Exons: 8
Coding region: 45-722 (225 amino acids)
Source: RefSeq, a predicted model, not a curated record